CUCUGUUUUUCCUCAUUAUGGAAACUCUCCUGAGGAGCUGGCGGUGGAAUGAGGCACUGAUCAGGCACUGAUGGCAAACACCUGUACAGUAUGUUUUGAUUGACUUAUAGCAAACAAUUACUGUGUGUUUGAGAAUUUAUUGGCAAAGACAAACCUUUAACAAUCACUCAGUUGCUUUGAUUACAGCAACUGUUAUAAUUUAAUCCCAUAUAUGUGGUUAUCUCUGAUGUUUGGAAAAUCAGCAUUUGUUACUUUAUUCAUUCAGACAUCAUUUAAUCUAUUCCGAAUUAUAGAUCUGCUGUAAAUUAACUUCACUCUUUCAGCUAGAGAUGAUUUUGAUGUUUCAGUAAACACUGAAAACGGUUCUGGUUCAAAGAAAUGUUGCCCAGAUGUGAGAUAAAGAUCCAUCCAGAUAAAAUUGACAGCCGGCUGGGGUCAGUCAAGGUCCAGAUCAGAACAGGACUGAGCCAGCUAUUUUCUGAUAUUAAAAAGCACUACCUGGCCUCCUGGAUUAAAGACAACAUCCAGAAGGAGGAGUGCUGCUUCUAUGUCCAAGGUGACAGGGAGGGGGUCUGUAUGUGUGGCUACCUGAAGAUUCACCAUGUUGAUGACUCUAUUAAACCUGAGAGCAACCAGGCUGUAACAUGGGACAGACACAACCAUGUACGGCAGGUUCCCACUGAUGCUUUUGGAGACAUCAGCUUUGGUGGUUUGGGACAGAAGACUGGCAAGUAUGUGCGAGUCUCUUCAGACACUAAACCAGAAGUCCUGUACCAGCUCCUGACAGAACAUUGGAAGCUCCCUCCUCCCAACCUGAUCAUCUCAGUCACCGGGGGGGCCAAAAACUUUUACAUGAAACCUCAGCUGAAGGCCCAGUUCCGCCGGGGCCUCAUCAAAGUGGCUCAGACAACAGGGGCCUGGAUCAUCACAGGUGGGACUCACACAGGAGUGAUGAAGCACACUGGUCAAGCGGUGAGGGACUACAUCCUCAGCAACAACUCAACAGAGGGGCAGAUAGUGACCAUUGGAAUUGCAACCUGGGGAGUCAUUCACAACAGAAAACCUCUGGUACACCCUCAGGGGCGGUUCCCGGCUUACUACUCCCAAGAUGUUCAGACCCAGGGCCACAUGUCCUGUCUGGACAACAACCACUCCCACUUCCUGUUGGUGGAUGAUGGGACAAAUGGACGCUACGGUGUUGAGAUAGAACUACGCUCACGACUGGAAAGACUAAUUUCCCAGCAGCCACUGGGAAACAAAGAAAGUGGAGUCAGGAUUCCAGUUGUGUGUGUGGUGUUGGAGGGAGGACCAGGCACUCUAAAUACAAUCUACAUGGCCAUGCUGAAUGGGACCCCCUGUGUUGUCUUGGAGGGGUCAGGUCGUCUGGCUGACGUCAUCGCUCAUGUGGCUGGUUUUCCUGUUGCCAAGGUUACCCUGUCCCUCAUCCACCAGCUAUUGAAGAGGUUCUUUUGUCAGGAGUAUGCUUCCUUCACUGAGCUUAUGGUCAUAGAAUGGACCAAGAAGAUUCAGGACAUGAUCCAGAUGUCUCAGCUACUGACAGUGUUCCGUAUCAGUGAAGAUGACCACGGAGAUGUUGAUGUGGCUAUUCUCCAGGCGCUGCUUAAAGCCAAUAGGAGCAGUGGGUCUGAGGGGAGGGAGAGCUGGGAGAGACAGCUGGAGCUUGCAGUAGCCUGGAACAGAGUGGACAUUGCUAAGAGUGACAUCUUCACCGAAGAGAGCCAAUGGAAGUCCAGUGACCUUCACGAGGCGAUGUUCUCUGCCCUGUUGGGCAACAAGCACCAGUUUGUCCGGCUGUUCCUAGAGAAUGGGGUGUGUCUGAGACAAUUCCUGCAAGAGGACACUACUCUCUGUCACCUCUACACCCAUCUCCCCACCUCCUGCUUUUUUCUGCGGCUCCUGGUCAAGCGCAUCCAGACUGAGAGGACUGCUGCUCCGUUGAAUAUCAGUCUCCGUCUUGUCUCAGAUGAAAUACGCCACCUUCUGGGCAGUUUUACCCAGCCCCUCUACCCACUGCCUGGCCUAGCAAUUAGCUACCUCAAGGAGGAUGUUUCAGUCAAUCUGCAAUCAAAAGUCCCACUGAAGCAGCAGUUCUCAUCAGUCCCAGGUCUAGGACCAGACAGGGGAGGAGCAUCUCACAGGGACCCAGUCAGAGAUCUUUUCCUUUGGGCCAUCCUGCAAAACAAGAAGGAGCUGGCUGAGAUUGCCUGGGAACAGUGCCUGGAUUGUAUGUCAGCAGCUCUGGCAGCCAGUAAGAUCCUGAAGAAGCUUGCUGAGGAAGAUGAGGAAGAGGAUGAUGAGGCUAAGGAGAUGAGAGAACUGGCCAACUAUUAUGAGAGACACGCCAUCGGUGUAUUCUCUGAGUGCCAUAGCUGUGAUGAGGACCGUGCCCGGAGGAUGCUGAUACGAUCCUCUCCAUCCUGGGGUCACACUACCUGUCUGAGGUUGGCUCUGGAGGCAAACGAUAAGAGCUUCAUUGCUCACUCUGGAGUUCAGACCCUCCUCACCCAGAUAUGGUGUGGUGAGCUGGCAGUGGACAAUCCUCUGUGGAGAGUUCUGCUCUGCAUGGUGUUCUUCCCCCUAACCUACAUUGGCUUUCUGAGAUACAGACAUGAUGACUGCCUCCAGAAAGAGCUAGAGAGGAGUGAGGAGCAGAUCACUGUGGAAUCGGUGACAGGAUGUCGGGCCAGAAUCAGGAGGAAGUCUCCUGUACGUGAUCCCCUCACCAGGACCCCCCCGGGUCUGAAGCCUCUAAACUGUUCCAUGCGGCUGGUCAGCCUGUUCACCUCUCCUCAGGUGAAGUUCUAUUGGAACAUUGUUUUCUACUUUGGUUUCCUGUUGCUGUUCUCUGUGGUGCUGAUGAUUGACUUCCAGACCACGCCCUCUUGGAGGGAGUGCCUUCUCUAUGUAUGGAUCUUCUCACUGGUCUGUGAAGAAAUCCGUCAGUUGUUCCAUGACCCUGAUGGCUUUCCGUUCAAUAAGAAGGCUAAGAUGUACAUCAAAGACAUGUGGAACAUUCUAGAUGUUCUGUCCAUCCUACUCUUCAUCAUCGGGCUGGUUUUCAGACUGGCCAUGUCACUGGUUCUCUCUUGCAGACUGACCAUCUCACUGGUUAUCUGUUGCAGACUGACCAUCUCACUGGUUAUCUAUUGCAGACUGACCACCUCACUGUUCUACGCAGGGAAGGUCAUCCUGUGCAUUGACUUUAUAAUCUUCUGUCUUCGUCUCAUGGCCAUCUUCAUUGUCAGUAAAACCUUAGGGCCCAAGAUCAUCAUCGUCAAGAGAAUGAUACUGGAUAUGUUCUUCUUCUUGUUCCUGUUGAGUAUCUGGGUGUUAGCGUUCGGUGUGGCUAAGCAGGGCAUCCUCAUCAACAAUGAGGACAGACUCAACUGGAUCGUCAGAGGAGCCGUUUAUGAACCCUACCUCAUUAUCUUUGGAAAUAUGCCCUCUGACAUUGACACCACCCAGUUUGACAUCAGUGCCUGCACUGUGAAUGGGACUGACCCUCUGAAGCCUAAAUGUCCUGUACUGAACGAGGACCAGAGGCCAGCGUUCCCAGAAUGGCUGACUAUCAUCCUGCUGUGUGUCUACCUGCUGUUUGCCAACAUACUACUGCUUAAUCUACUCAUUGCCAUCUUCAACUAUACUUUCCAGGAAGUUCAGGACAACACAGACAACAUCUGGAAGUUCCAGAGGUACGAGCUGAUCAAGGAGUACUACAGUCGGCCUGCCCUCCCACCUCCCUUCAUCCUCCUCUCCCACAUCUACAUCUUCAUCAGGCGCUUGGUGCUACGAAAGCCUCUCCAGGGUCACCAGACCUUCAAGGAGGAGCUGUCUAAAGAGGAGGAGGAGGAGUUGUUAUCCUGGGAGUCCUUUAUGAAGGACAACUACCUACAGUCCACCAGACAGCAGCACAGCCAGGACAUGGAUCAGCGCCUCUCAGAAACUGCUGACAAGGUUGACAUCAUGACAGAGAUGCUACAGAGGGAGAACAACCUGAAUGGAACUGUUGCCAUGGGAAAGAGAAUAACCAGACUGGAGGAUCAGGUCUCCCAGUCAGCUGAAGCUCUCCAGUGGAUCAUGGAUGCUCUCAAGUCCCAGGGUUUCAACGCUAUAAUUGACGCCCCACAGCUGGCAUCACCAGGUAAACAUUGCAAAGAUGAAUCUGCAGAUCCAAAGACAAAGGAAGUGGAGAAAAAAAGUUACCAUGUCAAUGCCCGGCGCCUGGUCUACCCUGGCAGUAACAUCACUCGCUUCCCUGUUCCUGAGGAGAAGGUGCCCUGGGAGGUUGAGUUCAGCCUUUACAGUCCUCCUGUUCUGAAUGAAGAUGGACAGGUGCAGAGUGAUAGAAACCCUCAGGGCAGGACUGGAAUGAGGGGAAGAGGAUCACUGUGCUGUCUGGGUCCCAACCACAUCCUGGAGCUGGUUCUCACACGCUGGAGAGAUACUGAGGGAUCUGUCCUGGAGUUCCUGUCUGUCUGGAACCGAGAAGAGAGUCUGUGGGAACUACCUGGGGGUCUUGUCCAAUCAGACGAGCCCCUGUCCGACAGAUUACAGAGUAUUUUUGGACAGAGAAUUUACAACAGGAUAAAAGCCAAAGUGGUGGAAGGAUCAAAGGUCUAUGAGGGCUAUGUAGACGACAUCAGAAACACAGACAGUGCCUGGUUGGAAACGACAGUCCUCAACAUUCACCUGGACAGAACAGAUCACCAAUUGGCUGAUAUCAACCGCAUGACUGUCAGUUCUUUAGGCUGUGAUGAGGUGGUCCAGUGGUUGGAGGUGAACACCAGCACCAGGAUGAGUUCGUACCAGAAAGACUCUUUGAGACGUGUGGCUGAGCUGCACCUGUGGAACAUGUAGCCACCGUAGGAUUUUCUAGAUGGACCACAGGAACAUGUAGCCACCGUAGGAUCUUCUAGAUGGACCACAGGAACAUGUAGCCACCAUAGGAUCUUCUAGAUGGACCACAGGAACAUGUAGCCACCAUAGGAUCUUCUAGAUGGACCACAGGAACAUGUAGCCACCAUCGGAUCUUCUAGAUGGACCACAGGAACAUGUAGCCACCCAGGCAAUUUCUAGGUUGUCUGAAGAGGGACUCUGCAUCUGGAUAUCUGACUGCAGGAGGAGACACAAUAGCUUUGGGACAGAUGCUAGGGAUCCAUGUUUAUGUUGUUAAAAAGAUAAUAAAUAGAAGAUGACUCCACACACUGAUGCACGACCAAAGGAUGGGUUACUGUAAGAACAUGUAGUCAGGAUACACAUCACCUUACUUUCGAGUAUAUACCCUGUACUGUUCAGAUACAUGGAAUCACAACUUGAAAAGAGACACAGAAUGUCUUUCAAAUGUUGUUUACUGAUGUGAAAUAAAAUCCUUAACUGUGAGAUACUCAACUGUAUGUAUGUGAUUGGACUUGAUAGUACGUAAUAUUUUGUCAGUGGUAUACUGGAAGUUAAAUUGAAAAGUGGGUAAUAAAAUAAUUGAGUGAGCAUGCAAACAGCAUGACCACUAGCCUUGUUAUGGUAAUUUUGAACUAAGGUACAUUUGAGAAAUGUCUGUCUUUCCAUUUGGCUGAUAUGUAGAUCUUUACU
Molecule: messenger RNA, 5607 nt
Organism: Esox lucius (northern pike)
Lineage: Eukaryota; Metazoa; Chordata; Actinopteri; Esociformes; Esocidae
Product: transient receptor potential cation channel subfamily M member 2
Exons: 33
Coding region: 379-4878 (1499 amino acids)
Biological process (GO): calcium ion transmembrane transport
Cellular component (GO): membrane
Molecular function (GO): ligand-gated calcium channel activity
Source: RefSeq, a predicted model, not a curated record